GAAAACUUUCAAGGAAUACUAUAACCUAGGGUCCUACAUAAGAAUCGUGACGACAAAGAGCUUGUACGCGGAGCUAUGGGUUAAUCGCGGACUAACGUGGAGCUACGCCUUCACCUACGAGGAGUCGGCUAAGUAUUUUGAAAAGGCUAUCGCCGCCGACCCUGACCGCGCAAUGCCCUAUUGGGGUCUCGCCUACUCCCUGGGCCUCAAAUACAACAAGACGUGGGACUUUUUCGAUGACCAUGACCUACAGACGACGGUGGACAAGGCCCACAGGGCAACUGCGUUGGCAGCCGAGAAGGUUGCGGCCGCCUGGCCCGUCGAAAAGGCGCUCGCCCAUGCGAUCCAGGCCCGGUACCCAUGGGUCCAUGAUCAGCACGGUUCCCGCGAAGAGACCUCGAUCUGGAGCCAAGAGUAUGCCGAGGCCAUGACAGCCGUCUGCCGAGAAUUCCCCAACGACCUGGAUGUCGCUGCCUUGUGCGUAGAUGCACUCAUGAACUUGACGCCCUGGAAGCUUUGGGAUCUUCGGUCGAGGAUCGCACUCGGAACGGUGGCGCCGCAAGUAUUGGCAGAUCGUGCUUAGGGCCGAUUCUGGUCUUUGCACAGGAACUGCUGGGAACUUUGCCAGUCCUAUUUCGAGGCUUGAUGGCCAUGAACUGCAUUAGGACCCAUUCAAUUGGAUGUCACGAGAUGCCGAGGACAUGGAUGCGAAAGAGUGACAGCG
Phialemonium atrogriseum is the source of this 724-nucleotide messenger RNA. RefSeq lists its product as uncharacterized. The transcript has a single exon. The coding region runs from base 173 to 583 and encodes 136 amino acids. The record is from RefSeq and is a predicted model, not a curated record. Lineage: Eukaryota; Fungi; Ascomycota; Sordariomycetes; Cephalothecales; Cephalothecaceae.